AUGGUGGUAGGUGUGCUUUUGGCCAUUGCCAGCGCAUCUACAGCAGGUGUGACAAGUGGCUUGCCUGAUGCGGAGUGCUGGCAAGACGAUUUCAACGAGGACUUUUGCUGUGGUGAUCGCUGGGGGCUGACCGGAAAUCCUGCAUGCUGGAAUGAGGAGUUUACCUACCUCCGUUGCUGUGGCAUUGACAAGCUGCCACGGAGGCCGGACGAUGAUACAAAGUGGGAGGCAUCGACGGCAGGAAUUGAACUGGAGGAUGGCGGCGAAUACGACUUCAUCGUGGUUGGCGCUGGCUCCGCUGGUAGUGCCGUCGCAUCUCGCUUGGCUGCCGCAGACACCGUCGAUGGACAGCCAUGGCGUGUCCUCAUCCUCGAGGCCGGUUCCUGGAGUGUUGCGGAGGAGGUAGCGGAUCCCGAUCGCAGUGCGCAAAAGAAGGAAUCGUGGUGGCCGGCAUUGGAGGUGAACUUCAGCGUUGGAAGGGAAGGAAGGACGUGGACAUAUGCGACUGGUCGAGGUGUUGGAGGAACUGCCAGUGUCAACUCAAUGAUCUACACGCGAGGAUCCAUUUUCGAGUACGAGGCCUUUGGAUGGUCCGUCGAUGAAGUCCUGAGCGCCUUCAAGAACUUGGAGGCACCUAUGGAAGCUCCCGGCUUCAAGCCAGACGCACAUUACCAUCGACCUCUGCCGACAGGUGGACUCGAAGACCUGGGCUCCAAUCUGCCGGGCAGUCACCUGACCUUGGUGUCUGCUUUUCCCGAGGAGCUUCCUCCUCUCUUCCGGAAUCUGAUUGCUGCCUUCGAAGGCAUUCGUGUGCCCUUCAGGGUGGAUCCUCAUGGCAAUGCGACGAACCAGGGCAUCGGUGGGAUGUGGCGCUCCAUGGGUUGUGGGCACCCGCGAUGUCAGCCAACUCGUAUUUCUCGCGUGACGGCUGCUCGUGGGAGACCUCGAUCAACCACGUACAAGGAUCUGGCAGCCCCCUUUCACGGCUCACCUGCGCACAGGCUGGAGACGCUGACUCAUGCCUUUGCAGAGCGCAUCAGCUUUGACGGCAACAAGGCCGUUGGUGUGGAGAUCUCGGUGACUUCUGACGAUGCUCCGCAGGUGGUUCAGCGCCGCCUGCGAAUUCGGGCCAAACACGAGGUCAUCGUAGCAGCCGGUGUCCUCGCCACUCCGAAGUUGCUGACGUUGUCCGGUGUGGCCGAACCCAAGGAGCUCGCUCGACUGGGUGUUCCCGUGAUUGCCAGCUCGCCUUCUGUCAGCCGCCACUUCCAUGAGCACGUCGGAUUGUCAAUUGUAGCGCAUACCAACGUCCCGUGUCCGGAAGGGUAUCACCUCAGCGAAGAUGGACACACAACCACGCAUCUGGGAAACACGGACCAGUUCAUUGGACAACUCUACGCGUUCCUAAAUGCCACGGACAAUCGACCGGGUGAGCCUGGUCCAGUGGACGCUGAGGUUAUGUUGCUGGAGGGCUGCCUGGAAGGCCAUCUCAGCUUGACUUUCACGAUCAUCUUGCUGCAAGCGCGUACACGUGGAAGGCUUGUCGUGCAGUCUCGACACCCGAUGGCCUCGCCCCAUCUCGACUACAAGCCCCUGAGCAACAGCGAUGACAUUCAGGUAAUCGCGAACACCAUUCGCCUCCUUUAUCAGGGUGUUUUCGCCUCAGAGCAGAUGGCUCCUUUCGAGCUGGGCAUCAGCCCCGGUGUGGAGGUAGUCGCAGACUUCCAGAAGUUGGCGCAAUGGAUUCGCGCCAACAUCUACUACUAUUCCCACCCCACUGGGACGGCUCGAAUAGACAGAGAUGGAGCUCCUGGCGUUGUUGAUUCGCAGCUUCGCGUCCUUGGUACGACGAACUUACGUGUAGCAGACACCUCGGUUUAUCCCGAAUCACCAUCUGGACACAGUGAUGCACCUGCCAGACUUGUUGGCGAGCUUUGCGCUCGCUUCGUGCUCCGUGAUAUCGCCCGUGCGGCGGAUCAGGUGAAGGAGCAUCCUGGUGGACCUGCUGUUCAGCUUCGCGGGUAUCGAGGUGUUCGGAUGCCAUUGCGUGGGUUCGGCACCAAUGGCGUGCAGGGCGAGAAGGUGCGGCAAUCCUUGACCUCGUUUUUCCAGCUCGGUGGACGCAUGGUUGACACGGCGGUGCUGUAUGAAAACCAUGUUGACAUCGGACGCGUCGUUGCCAACAGCAAGAUACCACGCGAGGAGGUAUUUAUCGUCAGCAAGAUUCCACCAACUCAGAUGGGAUUUGACGAAACCUACGAAGCAGUCCUCCGAAGCGUGAAAGAGCUUGGCACGCACCUGGAUUUAGUCCUGCUCCACUGGCCCUCUAACUUCGACAAAAAGGAUCCGCUCCCGGCCUGUGCAGGCGUGUCAUGGCGGGCAUGCCGAGCUGCUGCAUGGAAAGGGCUGGAAAAGGCCUACAUGGAGGGCAAGGUGCGAGCCCUGGGUGUGUCAAAUUUCGGCGUGAAGCACCUCUCUGCAUUGUUGGCGGAUGGUCCAUCAUUGCCAAUCGCAGUGAACCAGAUCGAGCUGCAUCCCUGGUGGCCUCAGCUGGCCUUGCGAAAGUACUGCAAAGAGAAGCAUAUAGCGCUGAUGGCCUACGGUUCCUUGGGAAGCUCCUUGCUGGGUGGCGCCACCCUCCGCUCACCAGCGGUCGCGAAGGUUUCAAAGAGAGUGGGCCGGUCGCCAGCUCAAGUGCUGCUGCGCUGGGCGGUGCAGCAGGGUGUGGCGGUGAUUCCGUGCAACCCCAAGUAUAUAGCGCACGCUUCAUCUUAG
Symbiodinium sp. CCMP2592 is the source of this 2775-nucleotide messenger RNA. The record is from the annotation of a GenBank genome assembly. Lineage: Eukaryota; Dinophyceae; Suessiales; Symbiodiniaceae.